CAAUAAUGUUACUGUAUACCCGCUAUUCUCUCUUCGCAUUCUUCUUUUUCCUUCCGGCCCUGAUAUCCGCCCAUCUCGUAGAAGUUCCUGCAGGAAAGAAAGAUUGCUACUUUGAAGACCUCCAUAAACAUGACAAGAUGACUGUGACCUAUCAGGUUGGAGAGGGUGGUCAUCUCGACAUCGACUUCUGGUUGUCCGACCCAUCUGGAACCGUUCUUGGAAAACAAAUACGGCAAUCCACCGGUUCAAUAUCUAUCACUGCUGAAAAGGAUGGUCGGCACGAGUAUUGCUUCUCCAACCAAAUGAGUGCUAUUGCCGACAAGAUGGUCAGUUUCAAUGUUCAUGGAGUGAUUUACGUCGGUGGAGAUGCGGAUGUUGUGGCGCCCAUCGAGCGCGAAAUUCGUUCACUAGCGGCUGGACUCACGUCCGUCAAAGACGAGCAGGAAUACAUCGUCGUUAGAGAGCGAACCCAUCGAAAUACGGCCGAGUCCACAAACGCUCGCGUCAAAUGGUGGUCUGUGUUGCAGGCAAUUGUCCUCUUCUCUGUGGUGGCUUGGCAGGUUUACUACCUAAAAUCCUUCUUUGAAGUAAAACGUGUAAUUUAGAUGCUAUAUAUAUGUUCCACUGUUUUAUCGAC
This is a messenger RNA of Laccaria bicolor S238N-H82, 637 nucleotides long. RefSeq lists its product as uncharacterized. The record is from RefSeq and is a predicted model, not a curated record. The coding region runs from base 6 to 605 and encodes 199 amino acids. Gene Ontology annotation, cellular component: endoplasmic reticulum; Golgi apparatus; endoplasmic reticulum-Golgi intermediate compartment. Lineage: Eukaryota; Fungi; Basidiomycota; Agaricomycetes; Agaricales; Hydnangiaceae. The transcript is spliced from 6 exons. Gene Ontology annotation, biological process: intracellular protein transport; protein retention in ER lumen; Golgi organization.